Capra hircus (goat) is the source of this 4211-nucleotide messenger RNA. RefSeq names its product flavin containing monooxygenase 4 (gene FMO4). The transcript is spliced from 9 exons. Lineage: Eukaryota; Metazoa; Chordata; Mammalia; Artiodactyla; Bovidae. Gene Ontology annotation, molecular function: N,N-dimethylaniline monooxygenase activity; NADP binding; flavin adenine dinucleotide binding. Bases 347 to 1999 code for a protein of 550 amino acids. The record is from RefSeq and is a predicted model, not a curated record.
GGGCCGAAGUCGCUUGUGGCUUUCCAAUCCGACAGCUGUAUUCUAAUUCGUCAUUGAGCUCUCCGUCGAGAUCACGGAAGUUUCAACUGGUGCCCUACACAACUUUUUUUUCCCUCAGCGAGUAUAUUUCCUGUCAUCAACAUGACAGGAAAAACGGCAGGUUUUGUUUUAAACCGAGAGCACUUUGAGUAAAGUCAGCAUUCCUUUAUUUUUUUUAUUUUCUUUUAGAGCAAACAGUUUGCGUUUGGAAUUUUUUUUUUUUUUUUUUAAGGCAAACACUGUCUUUGGCUAUUGGCUUUGAGAAAUAAUUUGUAAAAGUACCUCUCUGUGCCAACAAGAACAUACCAUGGCCAAGCGAGUUGCGGUGAUCGGAGCUGGAGUGAGUGGCCUGUCCUCCAUCAAAUGCUGCUUAGAUGAACACCUGGAGCCCAUCUGCUUUGAAAGAAGUAAUGACAUCGGCGGACUAUGGAAGUUUACUGAAACUUCUAAAGAUGGGAUGACUAGGGUCUACAAGUCACUAGUGACGAAUGUCUGCAAAGAAAUGUCAUGUUACAGCGACUUCCCUUUCCAAGAAGAUUAUCCUAAUUUCAUGAACCAAGAAAAAUUUUGGAACUACCUCAAAGAGUUUGCUGAGCACUUUGACCUUCUGAAAUACAUUCAAUUUAAGACCACCGUGUGCAGCAUAACAAAGCGUCCUGACUUCUCUGAAACUGGUCAAUGGGAUGUUGUCACAGAGACAGAGGGGAGGCAGGACAGAGCUGUCUUUGAUGCUGUCAUGGUUUGCACUGGACAUUUCCUGAAUCCCCGUUUACCUCUGGAGUCAUUUCCUGGAAUCCAUAGGUUUAAAGGCCAGAUCCUACACAGCCAAGAGUACAAGAUGCCAGCAGGCUUUCAGGGCAAACGCGUCUUAGUGAUCGGUCUUGGAAACACUGGAGGAGACGUUGCAGUGGAGCUCAGUAGAACCGCAUCUCAGGUCUUUCUCAGUACUAGAACUGGUACCUGGGUUAUCAACCGCUCUUCAGAUGGGGGCUACCCAUUUAAUAUGAUGGUUACAAGAAGACACCAUAAUUUUAUUGCACAAGUUCUGCCCUCCUGUAUUCUGAAGUGGAUUCAAGAGAGGCACCUCAAUAAAAGAUUUGACCAUGCGAAUUAUGGACUAAAUAUUACUAAGGGGAAAAAACCAAAAAAGAUUGUGAAUGAUGCGCUGCCAACCUGUAUCCUCUGUGGGACAGUCACUAUUAAAACCAGCGUGAAGGAGUUUACUGAAACCUCUGCUGUCUUUGAAGACGGGACAGUGGAAGAAAACAUUGAUGUUGUGAUCUUCACUACAGGAUACACGUAUUCUUUCCCCUUUUUUGAAGAACCUCUCAAAACCCUUUGUACAAAGAAGAUCUUCCUAUAUAAGCUGGUCUUCCCCUCAAACCUAGAGAAGACAACAUUAGCUAUGAUUGGCUUCAUCAGCCUUACAGGAUCCAUCUUAGCAGGCACAGAGCUCCAAGCACGAUGGGCCACAAGAGUAUUCAAAGGACUCUGUAAGAUACCACCAUCUCAAAAACUGAUGGCUGAGGCUAUGAAAAAGGAGCAGCUCAUAGAAAGGGGUUUGAUGAAAGAUCCCGGUGUAGACAAAGCUGACUACAUUUCCUACCUGGAUGACCUCGCUUCCUUCAUAGGCGUAAAGCCCAACAUCCCACUUCUGUUCAUCAAGGAUCCCAGACUAGCAUGGGAGGUUUUCUUUGGACCAUGUACUCCUUACCAGUAUCGCCUAAUGGGCCCCGGGAAAUGGGAUGGAGCCCGAAAUGCCAUCUUGACCCAGUGGGACAGGACACUGAAACCCUUAAAAACUCGAACCAUUCCUGGUUCCUUCAAACCUGCCUCCACGUCACAUUAUUUGAAAGCCUGGGGGGCACCUAUACUGCUUGCUUCCCUUCUACUGAUCUACAAAUCUUCAAUUUUUUUGAAACUGGUGCCAGAAAAACUACAGGACCGGUUAUCCCCUUAAUUAAUAAGUAUUUGGUGAGGAUAAAUCUGAUGGGUUAUGAGGAUUGUCCCCAGUCAUAUUAAUUCUGUUCCCAAAUAUCUUGUGUUUUUCCCCUCUCCUCUCCAUCAUAGGUGUUAUCAUCCAAGUUUAGGUCUAAUCAUCUCUUACCUGAAUUACUGUUCUAUCUUCCUCUCAAGUCUCAGUACCUCCUUUCUUGCCUCCUUUACUUAAGCAGUUGUUCUAAAAUAAAAAAUACUGUCAUCGUUUCCAUCAAGAUCUUGGUAGCAACAAGAUAGAACUCAAAUUAGGUAAUUUGUGGAAACUUUAAUAUAAAGAUUAUGUCCAGUGGUUUGAGCAGAGUGUAGGGAAAUCAGAAGUAGAAUGAAAUACUUCCAGACUAGGAAUGAUGAGAUGCUUUUACCAUCCAUAGUUUUUCUAAUGAGGCAAAGGGAGAACAAAUGUGAAUAAGAGAGUGAGAUUAUGUAGAGAGGACCACCUCUCAAGAGCUGUGAUCUCCAGCUCACCACUGAAGGCAGUCCAUGGUGACCCCAAAAGUACAGAGCUAGGGAAAUUCAUUUCCUAAUCUUACCUUCUUCCCUCCCUCUGAUCUUCUGCCCAUGCUUCUCAAUGGCCUAACCCAACCAAAAUUCAGAAGGCAACAUUACUGACUAUUGUGGAUUUAACUGCAUUCAUUCCCCCCCAAAUAUAAUCAAGUUCUAAUCUCUGGUACCUGUGAACGGUGCCAGAGGUAACUUACUUGGAAAUAGAAAGUGAAAAGACGAAAGUGAAGUCGCUCAGUCAUGUCCGACUUUGCGACCCCAUGGACUGUGUAGCCUACCAGGUUCCUCUAUCCAUGGGAUUUUCCAGGCAAGAAUACUGGAGUGGGUUGCCAUUGCAAAUGUACAUAAGUUGGAAAUAAGAUCUUUGCAAAUGUACAUAAGUUGAGAUCAUACUGAAACAGGGUGAGCUAGAUCCAAUAUAAAAAGAGGAUCCUUAUAAAAAGAGGAUAAAGCUGCCUCCUGGCAAUCUAGUUACUAAGACUCCAGGCUCCCAAUGCAGGGGGCCCAGGUUCGAUCCCUGGUCAGGGAAUUAGAUUCCAUAUGCCUCAACUGAAGAUCUCGCAUACUGCAAUUAAGACCCAGUGCAGCCAAAUAAAUAAAAUGUUUAUAGAGAGAGGAUAAGACACAGAGACACAGUCGUAGUAGAGAAUACCAUGUGAAGACAGGCAGAAGCUGGAAUGCUGCAUCUACACCCAAAGGAUCGCCAAGCAAGCAAACAGUGAAAGAGACACAGAACAGAUUCUCUCUCAAAAUCCACAGAAGAAAAAAGCCCUGCCAACAACAAUUCCAGAACCCUAGCCUCCAGAGCUGUGAAAGAAGAAGCCACCCACUCUGCUACGGCAAUCCUAGGAUACGAUGCACCAACUGAUGUUUCCUGUGGAGGUCAGCCUCCUAGGCCACAGGGUAGAGCAAAGGUGAUGGAGGGUGUAUGUGGAAGGACAACCAGAAAGGAUCCAGAGCAGACAUGUUGCUUUCCAGUUCAAAAAUCCUUCAAAGUUUCUCCCUGGAUUAGAGAUAAUAAAUUCCUUAGCCCUGAAGAGGAGACUCCUCCUGAUCUGAGUCCAUUUGCCCAGGUAACCAGAAUCCUGGGCUGUAGCUACCCCUCCUCUUCAAAAUCCUACCAUCUAGCACUCAUACCUCCUCACUUUGGCAUAAGCUGUUGCCUUUUCCAGCUACUCAGAUUCACACCUGUCUUUCUAGGGCAAGCUUGAUUAUCUCCCUUUAUGAAGCCUUCUCUGAGUCCCCAAAGCAGAGCUGACUGCCACUACAUAAUGACUGGGCUUCCCUGGUGGCUCAGAUGGUGAAGAAUCUGCUCACAAUGCAGGAGAUCCAGGUUCAAUUCCUGGAUUGGGAAGAUUCCCAGGAGACGGGCAUGGCAACUCACUCCUGUAUUCUUGCCUGGAGAAUUCCAUGGACAGAGGAACCUGUUGGGCUACAGAUCGUGGGGUUGCAGAAGAGUUGCACAUGACUGAGUAACACUUUCACUUUCUUUCACUUUUCAUGACUGCCAUCUCACACACCACUCCAUCAUUUUUCUGUUCUAACAGUGUAAUUCUCUUUUUGUGUCCGUCUCCAAAUAAAUGGUGGGUUUUUGAGAGGAACCAUCAUCUUGUUCAGCUAAAACACUGCCUGAUAAAAAUACUGCAAAAUAAAUAUUUGAUGACUAAACAGUG